This is a messenger RNA of Cricetulus griseus (Chinese hamster), 1623 nucleotides long. NCBI's taxonomy places the organism in Eukaryota, Metazoa, Chordata, Mammalia, Rodentia, Cricetidae. The record is from RefSeq and is a predicted model, not a curated record.
UUUGUCGGAAGUAGGCGUUCGAAUUCAUAAGGGAAUCCCGCUUCUCCGUCCUAUGCAAGUUCCUGCCCGGGGCCUCGACGUUCCCCGGUGCCCACGCGGGAAGCAGCGUACGGACGGCGGGGUGAGGUGAGGCCUAAUGUGAGACACCUGCCACCACCAUUGCUCCCGCAGCAAUCAUCGGGUGCAUGUGGUGGCCUGCAACCUGUCCAUCUUCUGGAACUACAAUUCCCAGGAGCUUUGCGUCCAUGACUCCCAGUUCAGCAAUGUGUUCUUCUUCAUCUUUGGACCUCUCAUAAUGUUCCUCAUGCAUCCUUAUGCCCAGAAGCGCACCUGGGCCAUCUACGGAAUCUCAGUCCUCUUCAUGGUCAUAGGUCUGUUUUCCAUGUAUUUCCACAUGACACUCAGCUUCCUGGGCCAGAUGCUGGAUGAGAUCUCCAUCCUGUGGUUGCUGGCCAGUGGCUACAGCGUGUGGUUGCCCCGUUGCUACUUCCCCAAGUUCAUCCAGGGGAACAGGUACUACUUCAGCUGCCUGGUAAUUACGACCACUAUGAUCAGCACCUUCUUGACGUUUGUGAAGCCCACGGUCAAUGCAUACGCCCUUAACAGCAUCGCCAUACACAUUCUCUACAUUGUGCACAGAGAGUACAAGAAGACCAGGAAUGGGGAUCUCCGGCAUCUGAUUAAGAUGUCUGUGAUCUUAUGGGCUGCUGCACUCACCAGCUGGAUCAGCGACCGUGUACUUUGCAGUUUCUGGCAGCGGAUUCACUUCUACUACCUGCAUAGCAUUUGGCAUGUCCUCAUAAGCAUCACCUUCCCUUAUGGUAUUGUGACCAUGGCCCUGGUGGAUGCCAACUACGAGAUGCCAGGUCAAACCCUCAAAGUCCACUACUGGCCCCGGGAUAGUUGGUUCAUUGGGCUACCCUAUGUGGAGAUCCAGGACAAUGACAAGAGCUGCUGAGCCCUGCUGGAGUCUCUGCUCUCCAACCAGCCACCCAGUCUCCUGUGCUCUGAAGAUAGAGGACCAGGACUUCAUCUGGGACACUUGUGGUCCCUUCUCCUUUCCCUCAUGCAUGCUCCAUGUCCUGCUCUGUUGCCACAAGAUGGGCUUUCUUGUGGCUCUGAGUACUAGUUUGAUGACUGAGUGUUGGGGGCUGCCUGGCAUGCUGCAUGACUGGCCUGUGUCCUCCUUCUGCCUGUCCAGCUUCUCCACACCAUUGAUGUAGGUAGAUGGGUGGAAGGGUGGUUAUGUGGCUGAUACAACACCCGCUUGAAGCAUGAUGCUUCUGGGACUAUUUAUGAGUGUUAUAGAUUCAACUUGGGUCACAACUGUGUUCUGGGAGAGUAAGGAGUCUCCUAGGGAACAUUGUUGGCCCCACCCCUAUCUUUGAACCACAUACAUGCUCAGUGCAUGGUGACAACAUGAUGGCCACGGGGGAGGGAAAUAGAGCACCGACCUGGGUAAUGUCAUGGAACAGGGUGUGUGAGAGGGACAUGGUGGCCAUUCUAGGCACUUAGUGGGGAGGCCACUGUGCUGCUGGACUCUCCCUUCGGCCUGGUCCCACAGGCACUUCAGCCCCAAAUAAGCACACAAAGACUUAUAUUAAUUAAAAAACUGUUGGUCGA